Molecule: messenger RNA, 3642 nt
Organism: Chilo suppressalis (striped riceborer)
Lineage: Eukaryota; Metazoa; Arthropoda; Insecta; Lepidoptera; Crambidae
Source: the annotation of a GenBank genome assembly
AUGUGGCGCUACAAUUAUCGAGUUACAAAUGUAUACCUGACGCAGCAUGGCGCAAAUUUGCUAAAACAUUUAAAGCAUGUGCAUAAAGAUAUACAUAAAGAAAUCUUAGAAAUUAAUAAUAGUCGUCAAGAUCCCGAUAUGGCCACUAAGUCAACUACUGUAUCUGACACUGUGCUUAAGGAAUGCACCAAUUUGGUAGCCAUUCAUGGUCGUCCCUUUUCAAUGGUUAACGAUAAAGCUUUCCAAAAUUUGCUAUCUAUGAUACCCGGAAAAAAUACCAGCACUAUUAACGCUAUUAAUAUUAAAGAAAAUCGCCAUACUUCAGAGCACCUCAAAGAUCUACUGAUGUACAACCUUCAGCGGUUCCGUAUUGACACGGAAAUUAAUAAAAAAAAAUAUUGCAUCACAACUGACAAUGGCGCUAACAUGAUUAAAAUGACCAAGCUCCUUAACGAUAUGGACAAUUGUGUUACCCUUGACAGGAACACUAUAGAGGCCGGCCCCAGCUCCAGCCAAUGUGAUGAUGAAAACGCAGAUAUAUGUAAUGUUUCUGAUUCAGACUUUGAAAAUUCUGAUUUUUAUUUUGACGUUGAAGAAGCAUAUACUGCACAAUUAACAAAUAUACUCAGAGCGCAGUUUACUCAUAUCACUGGCGAAAAUGUUGAGUAUAAAAUUGGCAUAGUAAGAUGUGCCGCACAUGCUCUUCAGUUAGCGCUACAUGAUGCUUGUGAUGAUGUAGCCUUUUUUAAUCUGAUUUCGAGUUGUAGAGAAGUUGUACGACGCUUGCGGACACCACAGUUUGUGAGAAUUAUUAGAGAACAUAACAAAAAUGUACCUAAAUUAGACUGCUCUACCCGAUGGCAUUCUCUAACUGACAUGGUAGAAAGUUUGCUAUCGCUGAGAGAUAUAUGUGCAACUGAUGUCCGGCUUCAUUUACCUGACUCGACAUGGAAUACUUUGACAGAAAUCCUGAAAUCUUUGACACCUGCAAAACAGUUGACAAAAAAACUACAGGAGGAACAACUGACAGUCAGAGAUUUUUAUCUGGCAUGGAUGAUGUGCCAAUUCCAGUUAUCCAAAAUAAAGACCAGACUGUCCGAAAACAUAAUUGAAUCGAUGAAAGAAAGGCAAAAACUUCUAUUUGAAAAUCAUGUUUUUAUUAAUGGAAUGAUUUUAGACCCAAGAGAAUCUUUUGAUGCCUUUUUAAAAGAGCCACUUCUUCAGUCUACAGAAAGUGUCUUGAUGUACUGGGAAAGGUCACGUUAUAAAUUUCCUCUUUUGUACAAAUUAUCUACCAUCGUAUUAGCUGCACCAAUGACACAACAAGAAACUCAAAUCACCCUCAAAUCACCGGGUGCAAAAAAUUCUGAUGCACACGCAGAAAUGUUAUUGAAAUUGCAACAUUUUGAUACUGACGAUUGGUGCCAGAAAGCUCUUGCGCAAAGAGCUUCGCUAGGAAGGACGCGUAAACCUUUUGAUUCUUCAUCUAGCCGGGUGCAAGUUACGAGUGAACCAUCAGCCAGCACUGCUACCUUCGCACCCCCUGCGCAAGGGAAAAGCGCAGAGCAGAGCCCUUACGGUCCGAAGAGUAAUACUGCCAUACGAGCGGCACCCUCUGUGGCAAAUGACCUGCCUCCCAUUGGGGUUAUCAACAGCGCCAAAAGUUUUUGCAACGAUAACGAAUUGGGUGGCGGAGGUACUCCGAAGCAGGGGUAUCAGGAUCCUGGUAUAUUUGCACGAUUUUUGUUUCGCACAUCAGAAUCUAAGGGUACUGUAACAACAGUCCGCCUGAAAAAAGGUCUCACCACUGAAGCAUUAAAGUUGCCUGGAAAGCCCCAGAAUGUUUAUUUGAAUGAACAUCUCACACUGAACAAUAAAAACUUGUUUCGUCAGACCAGAGAAGCUGCAAAAAAACAUGGAUACGCUUUGUAUGGGUUAAGCAUGGAGUCAUCCUGGGACAAGAACAUUCCAUUCAUAUUAAAACACUUCUUCAAAGACAUUACAAAUGAUCCUGGAAGUGACGUAAAUAUAUCUGGAACUUGCAAAAAGUGUUCGAAAACACUAAAAGGAAGUUUGAAUUCUACAUCCAACUUUUUGAACCAUUUAAAAAGAAAAGGACAUGCUGAUAUAUUAGAAGAGUAUGAGAAACUCAAAAUACAACAUAACAGGAAGAGGAAAAAUGUUGGUGAUACUGGUGAGGGAUGCAGUUCAUCUAAAACAUUGAAACAAUCCACUCUUCCAGCCAUCUUACCAAAAAGAUUCAAGGGAACACAUAGUUAUGAUAAAGUAGCUGAGCUGAUUGCAGAGAUUCAUUCUGAAUUUGAUUUGAAACUGUCAAAAAUAAUAAAGACUAUUACGGACAAUGGAUCAAAUAUGGUCAAAGCUUUUAGAAUAUAUGGACAAGAUUCAGAUACAGGAAUAAGUAAAGGAACUCUUAUGCAAAAUAUUGAUGUAAUGCAUGAUAAUAUUGACGAUGGAGAUGAUGAUGAUGAUAAUGUGUUAACCCUAAGACAAUUUUCGGAGUCAUUUGAAGAAUUCGAUGAGUUGCAACUGCCUAAUCAUGAAAGGUGUGCCACACACACAUUACAUUUAAUAGCUUCACAAGAUAUGGAUAAGGCUAGAUCCCAAAAUAAUUCAUACAAAAAAAUGUAUGAUACAGCUAUGGCAAAAUGUCGAGCAGUUUGGAAUCUAUGUUCGAGGUCCCCUAAAGCCUGUGAAAUAUAUCUGGAAUCAACUGGAAAAUCCCCUACUUAUCCAUGUCCAACAAGAUGGAAUUCAUACUAUAAUUGCAUUCAAGAUCUAUUGGCAGUCAAGGGUACCCUAAAUGAAACUUUUAAGAAACUAGGGUUGCCUAUUUUUAAAGAAAUUGAAAUUCAAUUUCUUCUUGAAUAUGUAAGCUGUUCAAAGCCUAUUGCUGAUGGCAUCAGAAGUUUAGAAGGGGACAAAGAUACUUACUAUGGAUGUCUUUUACCAGAACUGAUGAGAAUGCAAAGAAUUCUAAGCAGCUUGAAAAUGGAUAACCUUACAUAUUGUGAUGUAUUAAUAGAUGUCAUUACAGAAAGUCUUAAUAGGCAUUUUGAGAGAUUUUAUAAAUUAGAAGAGCCAAAAGCAAAAGAUGGCAUAAUAGCAUCAGUAUCUUAUCCCUUUUUCAAAAUGAAAUGGGUGCCAAAAGCCAACAGAGAAUACAUCAAAGAAGUAUUUGUGUCAGAAGACUCGGAUUCUUCAGCAGCCAGUGAUAAUGUUAAUACAACUACAAUAGAUCUGGAAACACUACAAUAUUUAAAAGAUGAAGACAAUACCUUAGAAUCCUUGAACAGGUAUCCUACUGUAAAAAAACUCUUCCUUAAAUAUAAUACCUGCUUACCGAGUUCUGCCCCUGUAGAACGACUAUUUUCAUUUGACAUGUCUGAAAACUUCGACCCGAAGAGCGACCUAAUAAUAACGACCACGACUGAGGCAGCCGGGGACCUGAGAGGGAGGAUAUCGGCAAAGUGGGGAAACCACUUUGCAAGACAGGUAAAGACGAUGGCAUCCCUCCAGGUAAAUAGAUCAAAAGAGAGCUACAACCGUCUCAUAGUUGACGAGGCUCUCAUGAACCACCUUGGCUCCUUAGUCCUCAUCACCCGCAUAACAGGAGCAUAG